Messenger RNA from Quercus lobata, 1983 nucleotides. RefSeq names its product protein FAR1-RELATED SEQUENCE 9-like. The transcript has a single exon. The coding region runs from base 1 to 1983 and encodes 660 amino acids. Gene Ontology annotation, molecular function: zinc ion binding. Lineage: Eukaryota; Viridiplantae; Streptophyta; Magnoliopsida; Fagales; Fagaceae. The record is from RefSeq and is a predicted model, not a curated record. Gene Ontology annotation, biological process: regulation of DNA-templated transcription.
AUGGAAAUAGGCUUCAAGGUAAGAAAAGGCAAGGUACAAAGGUUGGCAUAUAAAUCCCUUACAAAAAGAUACUUUUACUGUUCAAAGGAAGGGUUUCGAUCAAAGAAGCAACCAACCAAUACGAAAAAGUUUACGAGAAAAGAAACCAGAACAGGUUGCAAGGCCAUGAUCCAAAUUACAUUAAAAAAUGAGGAGUGUUCGAUCUCCCACUUUAUAUCUGAGCAUAAUCAUGAUCUACAAGGUUCAACUCAAUGGUAUUACAUAGAUUCGUGCUCUAAAGUCCCAGAAGCUGAUUCACUUAUUCAACCUACAUGUGAAAUCGAGGCGGCAAAAGAGGCUGAAGCUGGUGCAUAUGCAAGAUUUUGUGAUAUGAGUCAUAGUAAACACUUGCGUGCUAAGAAAAGCAAUAUUCUACAACCCGAAGAUGCUCAGGGGUUGAUAGAUUACCUAAAAAAAUUGCAAGUGGAGGAUCUAUCAUUAUUCUACACAUUUCAAGUUGAUGCUGAAUGUCACAUGACAAAUUUCUUUUGGAGGGACAGCAGGUCAAAGAUUGACUACUACCAUUUUGGUGAUGUUCUUAUUUUGGACACAACAUUUAAGAUGGACCGGUAUAACAUGAUAUGUGCACCAUUUUUGGGACUUAAUCAUCAUCAACGACACGUCUUAUUUGGUUGUGCUUUCUUGCUUGAUGAAUCCGUGGAGUCAUUUACUUGGUUGCUUGGGACUUUUAUGGAAGCUAUGGGCAGGCGUCAACCAAAAACAAUUUUUACUACCGAGUGUCCAGCAAUAUCUGAGGCCGUAGAGGAGACACUGCCAAAAUCACAACAUCUCCUUUGUAAGCAACUUGUUUGCCAAAAUGCCAAACAAAAUCUUUCGAUGUAUUAUGGGCACCCUGGAUUUGAAAGGGACUUCUACUGUUGCCUUUUUGAUUAUCAAUCAGAAGGAGAAUUUCAGUCAUCUUGGAGUUCUCUAUUGGAGCAAUACAAUCUUCGUGAAAACCCAUGGCUUCAAAAUAUACAAAUUUUACGCUCAAAAUGGUCUUAUUUAUUCUGUAAGAUGACCUUCUGUGCUGGCAUUAACUCAAACCAAGGCCUUGAAUGUAAUGCUAAUGUUUUCCAGAAUGCAAAAAGUGAGGCAAUGAUGUUAUGGGAGUACGUUCUGAAAUAUGAAAAAGCAGCAGAGCAUCAGCGUAGAGAAGAACUACAUGAAGAUUUUUGCUGCAGUGCUAGUGAGCCAGAGUUGUUUUUAAGCAGUCGGAUGGAGAAGCAGGCAGCGAGUGUAUAUACUCCCACAAUGUUCAAUAUAUUUAGGUUGGAGUUAAUUAAAUCUAUGUCAGUCCCAUUAAAACGUAUGGCAAAAACAGGUUCAAUUGUUACAUACAAGACAAAAGGCGAAAAUACAGAGAGCUCUGUAGAAUUUAAUUCCCAAGAUUCCACAAUUACAUGCAGUUGCAAAAAGUUUGAAUCAGUAGGCAUUUUAUGCGCUCAUGCUCUGAAGGUACUUAACAUAAGGAAUAUCUUUCAAAUAGCUCCACAAUAUAUUCUGAAGAGGUGGACAAAAUCUGCAAAGAAUGGAGUGGUGGAAGGUGAUUAUAAUGAUGAAGAAAUUGCAGACAACAGUGAAAGUUUGUGCAGGAGUAAAUUUAUGCACAAAGCUUUAAAUUUCAUUACUAAAAGUGUAGCAGUAAAGAAGACCCGGAAGAUAGCUGAGCGUUACCUAGAUAAUGCGCUGAACGAGGUUAACGAUGAAUUGAAGAAAGGUAAUGAACAUCGUAACACAAAAGAUGCUGAAGUUAACCAUGAAGGUGUUAAAAAUACGAGUAGUGUUGCUUGUGUGGACUGGCAAGAGAAAGUGGAAAAGGAUCUAUAUCUCAAUCAAGGGGAAACAUCAAAGGGGACAAUGGAAUUUCAAAUACAGAAGAAACGCAAAAAUGAAGUGAGAGAGAAGAUAAACCCGCCAUCAUCCAGCAUGAGCCUUCCAUAG